Pichia membranifaciens NRRL Y-2026 is the source of this 702-nucleotide messenger RNA. RefSeq lists its product as hypothetical. The record is from RefSeq and is a predicted model, not a curated record. Gene Ontology annotation, molecular function: prenyltransferase activity. Gene Ontology annotation, biological process: isoprenoid biosynthetic process. NCBI's taxonomy places the organism in Eukaryota, Fungi, Ascomycota, Pichiomycetes, Pichiales, Pichiaceae. The annotation marks the transcript as partial. The transcript has a single exon.
AUUAUCCAGCCGUACACCUAUUUGAAAACGCAGACAAGGGGCAAGGGAUUUCGAAACCACCUACUCGAAGUUUUCAAUAUCUACUACUGUGUAUCAGUGGAGGAGUUGGAAAUCAUACAGGAUUUCAUCGACAUUCUACACAACUCCAGUUUACUUGUGGAUGACGUGGAGGACGACGGAACGGUUCGCCGGGGCAAAACGUGUGCUCAUCGCAUAUACGGGGUGGCUCACACAAUCAACGCUGGGAACCUAAUGUAUUUCAAGGCGUGGGAGAAGUUGAUGGAGUUGCCGGUUGAAGGACUCAGCAAGAUUUUUGUGGACAGCAUGAUCAAGUUGCAUAUUGGACAGGGCACGGAGCUCUGUUGGCGAAAUGCCAAGGAGUGUCCCAGUGAAGAGGAGUACCUGCAGAUGGUAGUCGGCAAGACGGGCGAGUUGUUCAGGCUAGGGGUGCGAGUGAUGGCCUGUGUGCAGGAAAGCAGGGUCGGGUCCAAAAGGCCAAACAAUGACCCAGUGACUGGUCUUCUUGAACAGUACUGCGAUAUACUUGGGAUGAUCUACCAGAUCAAGAACGACCUAGAAAACUUGCAGUAUGAAGAGCAUGCAGCCGCAGAAGGCCUGGACACGGAGGUCUUUGCGCACGACUUGAAGGAACGAAAGUAUUCGUUACCGAUACUUUACUGGCUAAGGAGGAAAGGAUCGUCG